Molecule: messenger RNA, 570 nt
Organism: Microdochium trichocladiopsis
Lineage: Eukaryota; Fungi; Ascomycota; Sordariomycetes; Xylariales; Microdochiaceae
Exons: 1
Coding region: 1-570 (189 amino acids)
Source: RefSeq, a predicted model, not a curated record
AUGAAGUUCUUCAACACCAUCACCCAGGCCCUUCUCUUGGCUCUCCCCCUCGCCAUCGAGGCCAGUCCGGUCGACAUGGCCAAGGCCAUUCGCGCCCGCGCUGCGUACAGAAACCCUCUUUCCCGGCGAGACUGCCCCAGCCAGGACAUCAUCGACGACUAUGUCGCCGCCUGGGGUGGAGUCGGCGACAGCACAGUCUUCUACACGGGCUUCUCGGACGACGCGGACUUCGACGUUGUGGGAGAUUUCGCCGGCCAGGUGGGCGGCAAGUGGUACGAGAGCGCCGUCAGCCAGCAGCAGAUGGACACCUGGGACGCCGAGUGCACCGACGACGAGGUCCUCGACAAUGUCCUGGCCACCCGCGUGUCCGUCGCCAUUGCCAAGCUGGCCACGGGCAAGACCUAUGUCCUGCUCGGGGAGAAGGCGAUCAGCAGCAGCAGCGUCUGGGUCACAGCCGAGUGGCCCAUCCUCAAGGACAGGAGCGGCGUCGAGAUCAUUGCCGUGAAUGCGGGCAACACCGCGGAGACGCAGGCCUAUGUGGCGCACCAGAACCCCUGGCAGAGUGCCUAG